Molecule: messenger RNA, 1177 nt
Organism: Sclerotinia trifoliorum
Lineage: Eukaryota; Fungi; Ascomycota; Leotiomycetes; Helotiales; Sclerotiniaceae
Source: the annotation of a GenBank genome assembly
CGGUACCAAAGAUUCUUUAAAGGAAAUAGUUCUCGUAGCCUUGCAGUGAGGCUGACCUCGACACUUUCCAAGCUUAUAUAAUCACUUUUGAUGGCCAUCAAUGGAUUCUCAAUCACAAGCAUACAGUAGUGUCUCAAGCCAUUUCCUAUACCAAAUCAUCUGCAAAAAUGGCGCCUGUCAAUAAUGCGGAUCACAAUGUCGUUGCAAGUAGGUUCCUAUAAUCCAUCUUCUCUACAUUUAUUAUACUAACACUCACAGCCCAAAUCAAAAAUGUCAUUCAAGACCUGUACGAAAUAAUGGUACAAACGCACAACUAUGACAACGCCGGCCGACCCUCUCGCGAAACGCUUGAAAAAUCGCUCCUGCAACUCUCAAAUUCCCUGCAAACAGUUUCUCGCACCACUAUUCCCGCCGGUCCCCCAACUGGAAAUCCCCAAAUCGAUAGGGUAGCGGGAAAAGGCACAAACCUCGCAUGGAUUCCAGGAGAUGUAAUCCAUUAUGUAGAUAAUGGGAGGAAUCCGGAUAUUUAUACGAGGGAGUUUAUUGAGUUGGCGAGGAAAAAUAAUCAAUUGAUGAGGGGGAAGAUGCAGGCUUUUGGGGAUUUUAGGGAUGUGCUUGCUGGGGAGAUGGAGAAGGUGUUUCCGGAGUUGGGGGAGGAUAUUAAGAUGGUUGUGGAAGCUACUACUGCUGAUAGUGAGGGGAAGUGAUUGUAAGGUCAGUGAGUUGGUGGGUGGGAUUGCGAGGCCAGGUCAGGAGGAUCCGGCGAGAGCGGAAAGGCAGGGCUUAGAUUUGAGCUACAGGGUUGAGAAAUGGAGGGGAAGGAGUAGAUUGGAGAAGAGCUUCAGGUGCGGUUUCCCCCUGGAAUCAAGAUGUUAGGGUUAUGGGUCAUUCAAGGACUGGAUACGCAUGGAGUUCCGGAAAAUACACAUGUGGGACAUGGGCGUCAUGGACAAUCGGACGAAUGGGAAAGUAUUCCAAUCUCACGGCACUUAGGGCAAAAGGAGUUUCGAUACCACUACCGAUCGGCAUUCAGGGAAGUCGGACAAGGUAUACUACACGGGAUAAUCAUGGUGCAGAUAACAUCUGCAAGGUACUGCAUCUCACUCAUUUCAGACAUCACAAUUUGUUGUGAGACGAGAACAAAGAAAAUGUACACAAAUCAUAAGAAUAAUCAUUU